Messenger RNA from Drosophila montana, 6268 nucleotides. RefSeq lists its product as uncharacterized. Gene Ontology annotation, cellular component: nucleus. The transcript is spliced from 10 exons. Lineage: Eukaryota; Metazoa; Arthropoda; Insecta; Diptera; Drosophilidae. Gene Ontology annotation, biological process: regulation of transcription by RNA polymerase II. Bases 675 to 5786 code for a protein of 1703 amino acids. The record is from RefSeq and is a predicted model, not a curated record. Gene Ontology annotation, molecular function: zinc ion binding; RNA polymerase II cis-regulatory region sequence-specific DNA binding; DNA-binding transcription factor activity, RNA polymerase II-specific.
GUCGACGUCGGCCCCAAAAACAAAUUCAAAGUCGAGCAAAGUGCGCGCGUUAAUUGAUAUUGCGUAUACGCCACGGCUGCCGCAAAAGUUUUUUGUCGCCUGGCCAGCUAAACUUUCAGAACGCUGCAACCCAAAAACUACAUAAAUAAAUAAAUAAAUCAAGUUAGAUCGUAUAGAAACAACAUAAAGCACACAAUUUCGCGCAGUGCAGUGCAACAACCACAACAACAACAACAACAACAACAACAAAAACGAGACGCGUUUGUUUAUCUUUUUUUUACUGUUGUCUUUUUGUGCGUGCGUGUGUGUGUGUGUGUGUGUUAGUGCGUGUGCGUAAGCGUGUGCAGCAUGCGUGUGUUGCAUGCGGGCAAACAUGCAACUGCAACAGCCAAGCAGAGGCAAGCAGCAACAACUACAGCCGCAGCAGCAGCAACAGCAGCAACAACAACAACAACAACAACAAAGCCAAUCAAAAUUGUGACCUGCUAAGUGCAACAACAACAACACACAAUAAAUAAACCCAACCAAAGACUAACAACCAAAAGUGUUAAUAAAAACAAAACAACAAAUCGCAACAAAUCGCAAAAUACUAAAAUAAUACCGAAAGCAUACCAAAUAAAAACCGAAUCUCACAAUUAUCAAAUAGGCAUUUUGGCAACUGGCAACUGGCGAAAAUGGCGCUGUCCAAGUGGCCGCUAAGCAAGGAGACGCCCUUGGUGGAGAGCAGCAGUAACAACAACAACAACAACAACAACAACAACAACAAUGAGCAUGAGACGGCCAUUAAGCGACGCAAACGCUGCAGUCGCGAUGAUGAAUUAUCUGCCAGCAACAACAAUAACAACAACAAUAACACAUUGCCACAAAAGAAGCGCCAGCUGGGCCUUAGCCUUAGCCUGGGAGUGGCCAAAACAGCAACAACAGCCGCCAGCGGCGAUAGCCCUCCAGCCGCAGCCGCAACAGCAGCAACAGUAACAGCAGCAACACAGCCGAAAUCGACAGCAACAGUUGCCGCCGUGCAGGAUGCGGCCGAUCAGGAUGAUGAGACAUUAAUACGUGAAACUCAGGCGGCAUUAAAGAGUCUAUCCGGCAGCUGGCCCGAUGCGCGCACCAAUUUGUAUCGCUUACAGGAGCAGGAGGAUGAGAAUCCGCCGCCAUUUCAGAAUCUGUUCGAGGAGAAGCAAAAGUAUGCGUGCAACAAUGCCAGCAGCAAUUGCGGCAGCUACAACAGCAGCAGCAACAACAACAACAAUCACACACAACAAAACUCACACACACUUCUGCUACGUUUCCACAGACAAAAGGAGAACGAUCAAGCGCGCCUCAACAGCAAUAACAACAGCAACAACAACAACAACAUCAGCAACAGCAACAACAACAUCAGCAACAUACACAAAAAGGAUACGCUAGAUGCAGCAGCCGCCGCCUACGCACAGGCAACAUCCGCCUUCAAGCCGCCCAUCGAUAUUAUCAAACGCAAUGGCCAAUUGGCCGCCGCGGCAGCUGCCCACGCCCAUGCCCAGGCCCAAGCGCACGCCCAUGCCCAGGCGCAGGCCUACGCCCAUGCACAGUAUACGAGCAGCGCCUACAAUGCGGCCGAGGCCUACUAUGGCUAUGCAGCAGCAGCUGCUGCCAGUCAACAGCAGCAACAGCAGCAACAGCAGCAGCAACAGCAGCAACAUGGCCUGUGCCUGGAGCCGAGUCGCAGCUUUGACAUUGCCACACAGCUGGGCUCGCCCACAGAGAAGGGCGUCAAGCUGCAUCAGCCGCAACAGCAGCUGUCUAAGGAGGCGCCACUGCCGCUGGUCGAUGCCAAACAGUAUACGAUAUUGCAGCCGGCGGGCGUUGGCAGUCGGGCCGCAUCCGUAAUGCAGGAUAUAGCACGUGAGGGCGUUGUCGGUGUCUCGCUGGUUGCCACGCCACCAACAACAGCAACAGCAACAGCAACAGCAGCAGCAGCAGCAGCAACUUCCACGGCAGCAGCAACUGCCACUGCAGCAGUAACUCCCACAGCAGCAGCGUCUACGCCGGCGCCCAGCUACUCGCCGGGCAGCCAAAAUCGCGCUGGCGAACUGGAGAAGCAUGAGAAGGAACUGCAUCCGCUGGACAAACUCAAGAUCACCUCAAGCCACUAUCUGAACAACAACAACAGCAGCUGUAUCAACAACAAUAACAACAACAACAACAAUAAUAAUAAUAAUAACACCAACAACAACAACAAAACGAUGCCCAUUAUCAAGUCGGAGUACAGUCCGGUGGCCAGCAUUAAAUCGGAGUACAACAAGAGCCCCAUGCACUCAUAUUUGGCCAACGAUGCCGCCUCGGCGGCCAGCAGCGCGAUACCCGCUGGCAGCGCGCGCAGCAGCAACAGCAACAACAACAACAACAAUGGCGGCGGCAACAAUGCAGCCAGCGUGGCGACCAGCAAUGGCCCCACCGAGCCGCAUCUGAGCCGCUUUGUGGGCAUGCAAAGUCCACAGCCUCAUCCACACGCCCACCAUCAACAGCAGCAGCAGCAGCAGCAACAGCAGCAACAGCAACAGCAGCAACAGCAGCAACAUACGAUGCAUCAGCAGCGCGGACCCUUCAUUGAGGGCAAUGCCAGCCAGAUGAUGCCCGCGGGCAAUGGCAGUGCCGGCGAUGGCAACGAUCCAGCCAGCUACCACACGGAGCACCAGCAACAGCAGCAGCAGCAGCAGCAACAGGCGGACGAACGCCAGCAGCAAUACGAGCAGAUGCGCUACGCUCAGAGCCAUGGACAUGGCCUGGCGGCCAGCGAUGCUGCAGCCGAACAACAGCAGCAGCAACAGUUGCUGGUAAGCAAUCCUAGCAGCAGCGAAUUGUCGCCGGUUACAGCGCGCAGCGCCUACGAGCAUCCGCAUCCGCAUCCACACACGCAUCCGCAUCCGCCCGCAACGCUCGGUACGCCCGUUUUCGCUGUGGGCGUGGGCGUAGGCAUUGGCGUCGGCGAUACGAUAACAGCCAGCACGGCGGGCUUCGAGCGCUACGAUCCCAAUUGCUGUCCCAGCGGCGGCGGGCAGCGUCAGGCGGUGGCAGCGGCAGCUGCGCCCGCCAAUAUGUACCACUAUCUGCCGCAGAGUGCGGACGAUUUGCAGGCACAGCAGCAGAAGUAUCUGCAGGAGCAACAGCUGCUGAUGGCCAAGGCCGAGCACGAGGAGCUGGCCAAUGGCGGUGGUCCCAUCUAUCCGCGGCCCAUGUAUCAUUAUGAUCCGACCAUGGGGCCGCUGCCGCCGGGCUUUUCCGCCAUCAAUUUGUCCGUGAAAAUGGCUGCAGCCCAGGCUGCAGCAGCAGCGGCUGCGUAUCAGAACCAGCAACAGCAGCAGCAGCAGCAACAGCAGCAGCAGCAGCAACAACAUCACCAGCAACAACAGCAGCAACAGCAGCAGCAGCAGCAACAACAGCAGCAGCAGCAACAGCAGCAGCAACAGCAGCAGCAGCAGCACACCAAGCAGAGCAGCUCGCCAACGCCAAAUGUGGGCGUGGCAGCGCCAGCUGUUGACCUAUCGGGCGCCACAUCGGUGACGUCAUCCAGCCCGCACGGUUUCAACUCGCCAGCCUCGCACAACCAAUACAACCAGCGCAUGGGCAACGGCAGCCCACAGCCGGGCGCCAGCCCCAACAUAGCCAGCCCCCAAGUGCCGAGUCCGCAGGGCCAAACGCUGGACCUGAGCGUCACACGUUUACCGCACAGCAUCAUCACGAGCCCGCAGUACGGCGCCGACGGCCUUGUCGUGGGCCACGGUCAGGGCUUUGGCAGCGCAGCGCCCGGCUCAAUUGGACCGAACGGACCGCCGCGUUCACCACAAAUGGAGCCAGUCGACUUUAGCGGACCGCCGCGGCCCCUCGGCUUUGGCCUGGUCGGUCACAUUAGCGGGCCGCGGCCAUAUAGUCGCGAAUCCACGCCGGACAGCGGGGGCUCGCACUACAUAGAAACCUAUCGAGAUCCGAGCGGCUAUUCGCCGCAUCCUGGCUACGGCAUGGUAGUUCAAUCAGACUAUCCACCAGCUGGCUACCAUGGCUAUGGCCCCGCCGCCUAUCAAUGCAGCAAUCCGUACGCAACGGCCGUCGGUCCGGGCGGCUAUCCAACGCCCGUAUCCGGCGGCUAUUCGCCCAGUCCGGCCACCUGCUACUCGAUGCCACCGCCGCAGCAUAUACCGCAGCAUGACAAGUCCAAAGAUGGCUUGACGGGCUGCUCGCGCUCUGACCGCAACCAUCUGCAGUCGCACUCACAGGAGCUGAAGUGCCCGACGCCCGGCUGCGAUGGCUCCGGCCAUGUGACUGGCAACUACUCAUCGCAUCGCAGCCUCUCCGGCUGUCCGCGCGCCAACAAACCGAAGAGCAAGCCACGCGAUGGCCAGGACUCUGAGCCGCUGCGCUGUCCCAUACCCGGCUGCGAUGGAUCUGGCCACUCUACUGGCAAAUUCCUGUCACACAGAAGUGCAUCGGGCUGUCCCAUUGCCAAUCGCAACAAGAUGCGCGUACUGGAGGCCGGCGGCACCGUGGAACAGCACAAGGCCGCUGUGGCCGCUGCCACGGCCAUGAAAUUUGAUGCCUGCACCACAGUUGGCAGUCAGGGCAUCAAGAAACCGAAGUUCGAUGAGGUUACCAUGGUAUAUCCCAAGGGCUAUACAGGCGGCAGCGGCCUGGACAUUGUCAUGAGCGGUGUCGGCGUCGGCGUCGGCGUCGGCGUUGGCGUACCCUUGCCGCCUGGCAUUAACAGCAGCAGCAACAGCAACAAUAACAACGGCGGCGGCAGCAGCAGCGUUGGCGUUAACAGCGACAAAUCAGCGAGCGGCAGUGUAAAUGUGACCGGCGGCAGCGAUGAUCUAAAUACACUGGAGGCGGAAAUAUCGGAGCUGCAGCGAGAAAAUGCGCGCGUCGAGUCGCAAAUGAUGCGACUCAAAUCGGACAUAAAUGCAAUGGAAUCGCAGCUGAGCACCAGCGAUCGGGAGGCUUCUCCACUGAGCGCACAUCAGCAACAACAGCAGCAGCAACAACAGCAGCAGCAACAGCAGCAGCAACAACAACAACAACAACGACCCACUGCAUCAUCGCUGGCCUCGCCCAGCGGCCAGUCGCCGUUUGCCGGCGUCUCAUCCACCACCAGCAGCAGCGGCGUCGAUCUUCUGCCGAGCAGCGGCCACAUGUCCCAUGUGACAGACGGCAGCGGCGGACCGCCCAAUGCCAAUCUGAACAACUACUAUGAGAGUUUGCGCAACAACGUCAUCACGCUGCUGGAGCAUGUGCGUCUGCCACCGCCGCCGCCGCCACCGUUGCCGCCAACGGCAGCGGUGCCGGGCACUGCUGGCCUCCAGACCGGCAUGGAUAAUGGCUGUGCCGCUGGCGUUCAGCUGGGCGGCGGUGAGCAUCAUACGGCAGCGGCUGCUGCAUAUUCUACACUGUUGCCGCCACCACCGCCGCCGCCACCGCCGCCGGCGACGUCGAGCACCGCAGCCGGGACACCGAUGUACCAUGGCCAUCAGGGCAGUUUGGGUGGUGGGGUCACAGCCGGUGCGCCGCCACCGCCGCCGCCGCCGCAUGCGCCACAUCACGCCUAUACGGUUCAUCAUCCGGGCGGCUAUCCGCAUGGGCAUCCGCAUGCGCAUCCGCACGAGCAUUUCGACUCGUACAUCUCGAAGCUGCAGUCGCUGUGCGUGCCGCCCGAUGUGUACGCCCUGCCCGAUGAUGGCGGCCGGCCCGUCUACAACUCGGUCAAGCCGACCAUGCACCAGGACUAUGGCAAGCUAAUGCCCACGCCCAUUUAAGGCGCCGCCGUCCCUGGUUAGUAUAUAUAUGUGUGUGUGUACAUAGGCGCUUAUCAUGAGUAUGAAUCAUCAAUGAAUGAUGUUAUCGGUGAAAUUCAAGUAAUUAGCGAGUCAUGGACUAUAAUGCAUGCAACGAAUCAUUGCAGUUGAGUUAUGAAUCAUCAUUUAGAAGAUAUAAGUUAUGACUCAUUAGCUUUGCAUUUUACUAUGCGAGUUAUGAUUCAUAAGCAAUGAUUUGGGACUUGUGAAAUAUAGAUCAUGGAUCACUGUGAAUGAAUGGAAUUUGAAUCAUCGAUUAUAAAUCAUAUGAUCAUGAAUUAUGAUUUAGAGUCAUUCAAUAUGAAUCGUUAGUACCAAUUCAGCAGUUUUGAGCGAUGAAUCAUAAAUUUGAAAUCACGAUUUAUUGCUUAAGAGAUAUGAGAUAUGAUAUAGAUCAUGAGUUAUGGGUUACGGAUCGUAAAAGUGGAAAUGACAUGCAUCCU